UGAUAUAAAAAUACUAAAGGUCAUUGUGUGCGGGUACGGUCGUACGACACAUGCAUUGAUAAUAUCAGCAUGCAGCAGGCCACAGUUCAAGAACACUCGGCAAUAUUUCCUUGUUCGUCGGUGGUGUGUUUUCAUCCUUCCAUGAGUAUCGAUCUGUGUCUUCCAAUCGUGCCAAGAUCCAGACAACCAUGUCCGCGAAACUGGUCCUGUAUUCAGCGAUCACGCUGGGCUUCAACGGCCUAGUCUUGCGGCGCUACUUACGGGACGAACUGCUGCUGACUUUCCCGUACGUGCUCGUGCUGAUCUUGCCCACGAUCACCCAGCCGUUUUGCCAGUAUUUUCUCGGCGGGUUUUGCGGGGUGUUCGUCUUCGCCGCGGCCGUGUACAAGCUGUACCAGAAUCUACCCCAGCAGUUUGUGGACGUGAAGGAUAAAGUUGUGUUGAUUACAGGUUGUGAUACUGGUCUAGGCCAUGCUACAGCGUUGUACCUGGACAGUCUGGGCGCUCAUGUCCUUGCCUGUUGCUACGACAAAAAUGGCGCCGGGGAGCGGGACCUCGUCGCUAACAGCUCCAGCCGACUGAUGACGAUUGAGCUGGACGUGACCGACCAGGAUCAAAUACAGGAAGCGUUGGAGAUUGUCAAAGAUUUAUUGGACGGGCGAGAAUUAUGGGGUGUCGUCAACAACGCAGGCGUGUGCUUAUAUGCCGAGGCAGAGAUCACGACAGUGGACGCUUUCAAGAAGAUGUGGGAUGUCAAUUGCUUGGGUCACUUCCGCAUGGUCAAGACAUUCUUGCCGUUGCUGCGCAAGUCCAGGGGUAGAAUUGUGAACGUGACCAGCAUGUGUGAUAAAUUAGCAACGCCAAGUUUCCCAGCUUACUGCAGUUCCAAAUCAGCAGCCUUGGGGUUCUCUAAUGUCCUCCGGAUGGAGCUGAAGAAAUGGGGCAUCAGCGUUUCUAUCAUACAACCUGGCGGCUUCAAGACACAAGCUGUAGUUGGUACCCAGUUCAUAACAAGGUACCAGCAACUCCUGGCAGCCCUGGAUCCGAGGAUAGCCGACGACUAUGGCAAGCGCUACUUCAACACGGCGUUGAGCGCCAUGUAUACGUCGGACGACAUCCGACUCAUGGAGGAUUUCUCACCGGUAUCCACAGCAGUCGCGCACGCCCUCUUUGCCAAAAGCCCCAGGGCGCACUACCUGUGCGGAGUACCAGCCAUCAUUCUGGACUGGAUAGCCAAUCACCUGCCGGCGUUUAUCAACGACGCCGUCGGGAUGCUGGUGACGGGGACGUACAUGCCGGAGAGCGCCCUCCCGACCGAAGAGGAAAACCGCCUUGCGACCGAAAGGCGGAAGUCGCAACGCAGGGCGAAGAACCAGCGGGCGAACAUGCCACACAAGCAGGUGCACUUUGAGUUGGGAGCCGGUGAAAGUGGGAACCGGGAGAGCAGUGCUAACGUCAUCCAAAACGUUGGAGCCGGUGAAAGUGGGAACCAGGGAACCAGUAAUGGUAUUGAGAACACUUCUGAUACUACGCAGAGCAGUACGUAAUUUGUAAAUAAAAUUUAUAGAUAAAUUAGAGGAUUUAUUUCCUUGAAAUAGGUUUAAAUCCCAACAAUAUUUCAGUACGCAAAUUUAAGAGACCAUAUCUAUUUCUAUGCAGUUCCUGUACCAUUUCUUUUUAUAAUGGACAAUGUUAACCCUAUAACCUUAACAACUCCAUCAAAAUCCAUCCCUAAGUUUGUGGGAUUUUGUCAGAUAUGCCAUGGGUACUGAGUCCAUCAAAAUCCACCAGCACCACUGGUGGAUUUCAACGGAUUUGAUCCUGAAGCAUUAUUUGAAGCAGAACGAGUGAUGGAUUUUGAGGGACAUGGUCCUCUACUUAG
Patiria miniata (bat star) is the source of this 1882-nucleotide messenger RNA. RefSeq names its product 17-beta-hydroxysteroid dehydrogenase type 2-like. The transcript has 5 exons. The record is from RefSeq and is a predicted model, not a curated record. NCBI's taxonomy places the organism in Eukaryota, Metazoa, Echinodermata, Asteroidea, Valvatida, Asterinidae. Gene Ontology annotation, molecular function: oxidoreductase activity. Bases 189 to 1547 code for a protein of 452 amino acids.